GGCGAAAUAAUCAAAAUUUUCAUCAGCUGACAUACAGCUGAAAGGUGUUUGCAUAGAAAACUAAAUAACAAUGGAUACUCAAUCCAAUCCAAGUUUGAGUCAAUAUUUUGCAGACGAUCCGCCAAGCUUUUUUGAUGGACUGGCCAACAACAGCAGUACACAAAAUGACCAGGUGGACACUGCGACCGGCACAGCACCAAUACCACCGCCACGUACACAACAAAAACCGCAACCAACACCAAGCAAUUUGACCGCAAAUACUUUUAGUGGUGCAUUUAAAGCACCAGAAUAUAUAGAAAAUCCUUCAGAUGGUGAAGAUGAUCUUAAAGUAUCCGAUUAUGUACGAAAUUUUUGGGAACCAGCAACUUGUGAGCAUAGCGGCGUACGCCCACCAUUGCUAACUACACCAGGCAUACAAACUCCAAAUGAUUUGCCCGAUCUCAUUGCUGAAGCUGUGGUUAGACAUUUGAGUGAAUCUGAAUUGGAGCAACGCAAUAUACUUGGUACGGACAAUGUAACGCAGGAUGAACGUGGCAUACGUACAUUAAUUAGUGCGGGCUGCUAUCGCUCUGCCGUAAAUCUAACUGGACGUUUGCUAACAAUAUACGGUCAAGGUUAUGGUCGUGCCGGCCAGCCGGCCAAACACUCUCCGCAUUCAUUGCAACUAUGGUUUACACGGUUUGCGCUUUUAGCUAAAUUGGGUGAAUUUGAGCUAUUACAGGCGGAAGCAGAACCUUUCGAUCAACUCAAUCGACCAGAUGUAUACUAUGAGUUUUAUCCGGAAAUGUAUAAUGGCAAGACUGGCUCAAUAGCUUGCUUUUCAUUUCGUCUACUACUUGCUGAGCUGCCGAUUUACAUGAAUAAUCUGCCUUUAGGCAUAGAUCGUCUGUCGGAGCUUUACGUGAUAUGUAAUGAAAUUAGAAGAUAUUUCAGCGGGCGCGAACCGAAGGAAGCGGAACAAUUUUGGCGGCGUCGAGAGAUACGCGUGCUACACACCAUGGUCAACUGCGCUUUAAUAAUGAAAAAGUUCAAUUUGAUUGAUGACAUCAUACGUGGCAUGGUACUGGAAUGCAAUGAUAUAAGCAAGGAAGAACGUCGCGCUUUGUAUUCUGCAUGGGGACGAAUUUAUUUGCAAAUCGGGGAUAUUUUCGGUGCCGAACAAAAAUUUGCAGAGGCUCGUAGAAUGCGUGAAAUCAACUCCACGCCCGAUUUGCGCGACUUGGUAGACAAAGGUCUAAUUACGGUAGCGGAAAACGAUUUUCGUGGCGCUUAUGCUAUUUUCCAAAAAGCUUUGCAUUUAGAACCCGGCAAUACAAUGAUACUCAACAAUAUGGGCGUUUGUUUGCUUUAUGAAGGGAAAUUAAAAGAUGCUAUUAAAUUAUUCGAACAUGCAAUUAAUUUAAAUCCACAAAAAUCCCUAAAUGAAAGUUUACUAGUUAAUUUAUCUACACUCUAUGAAUUGGAAUCGAAUAAUUCGAAACAUAAGAAAUUAAAUUUACUACGUUUAAUUAAUAAAUAUAAACCAGAUUUGAAUAUGGAUUUAAAAGUUUGCUUAAAAUUAGAUUCGACCAAUUGAUAUGAGGCAUUUGAUAAUGAAAUUAAAAUAUUUUUGUAAAAUCUCUCAAAAUGUAUUGUUUAGAAAAAGACACAAAAGGAGUAUUUGUUCUUAGUUUAUAAGUAUUAUUCUGCGGAAAAAGAAGAAGCAAAAAAAAAAUUACAAAAACAAAUUGCCCUCCAUAAAACUAUUAAUAUGUACGACCAUAAUUUGUAAAUAUGUGGAAAUAUAUGUAUGUAACUUUAUGUUAUUAUAAUGAA
This is a messenger RNA of Ceratitis capitata (Mediterranean fruit fly), 1815 nucleotides long. Its product is annotated as trafficking protein particle complex subunit 12. Gene Ontology annotation, cellular component: Golgi apparatus; TRAPP complex. Gene Ontology annotation, molecular function: protein binding. Bases 71 to 1576 code for a protein of 501 amino acids. The record is from RefSeq and is a predicted model, not a curated record. NCBI's taxonomy places the organism in Eukaryota, Metazoa, Arthropoda, Insecta, Diptera, Tephritidae. The transcript is spliced from 7 exons.